AUGCAGGAUCACGAACGGGACCCCCUCAACCCAUCGGCCAUGGACCUCAUGAACUUUCUCGACUACGGACUGGAAGAGAAAAAGUGGAAGCUUACAACAGUUCUCACUUACAAAUCAGCCAUUCUACGGCUAUUUCCCGCCAAGCAACAACUGAAGAUCAAGGAGGAUGAGCUCUUCAAGGACUUUAUGAAGGUGAUGGGCACAGGCACCUUCAAACGGCUCCAUAACGCCACAGUGGAUCUGACGCCGAUAUUGACUGGUCUUCAAGCACUCGGCGACAAUCACAGCAUGGACAUCAAGGACCUUACCGCCAAGACAUGCUUCCUCUUGGCCACAUGCGGUCUCCUGCGACCGGACGACCUAGCCUGCACGGAUGCGUCCCAGUGCAAGAUCAACGGAAACAAGCUGGAGCUCACAGUCGUAUUCCCCAAGGAACACCGAGGAGGUCAAAUGAUUAUCAAGCCUGUCAUCAUCAAGCCACACCCGGUCGAGUUCUUUUGCCCGGUCAAAGCCUAUGUCGAGUAUCGGCGACGUACUUCGAACCAGGAUCGCUUUGCCAGGACGACACACCCCAAGGUCGAGACAGAACCCUUCACCCCUCUCAUUCGACAUGUGCGUCGAGCCAAUCUGGGAUUGAGUUCGGAUCGGAUCCGCAAAUACAUCCAAGAGAUCAUGCAGCUGAUGCCACGAGACGAGACCCAGCCACCAUACAAGGCCCGAGCAGUGGGUACGAUCGCCGCACUGGAGAAGGGGAUCCCAUUAGACGACGUUGUCACGCACGGCAACUGGUCAUCCCCAGCCAUCGUCGAAGCGUUCCACAGGAUCUCGCGGUCCCUGGCGAACAACUUCACCACAGCCAUUCUUUCCUAA
Linnemannia hyalina is the source of this 870-nucleotide messenger RNA. NCBI's taxonomy places the organism in Eukaryota, Fungi, Mortierellomycota, Mortierellomycetes, Mortierellales, Mortierellaceae. The record is from the annotation of a GenBank genome assembly.